Poeciliopsis prolifica (blackstripe livebearer) is the source of this 4048-nucleotide messenger RNA. It is a transcript of the gene mocos, whose product is annotated as molybdenum cofactor sulfurase. Gene Ontology annotation, biological process: Mo-molybdopterin cofactor biosynthetic process. The transcript is spliced from 15 exons. The coding region runs from base 242 to 2758 and encodes 838 amino acids. Lineage: Eukaryota; Metazoa; Chordata; Actinopteri; Cyprinodontiformes; Poeciliidae. The record is from RefSeq and is a predicted model, not a curated record. Gene Ontology annotation, molecular function: molybdenum ion binding; molybdenum cofactor sulfurtransferase activity; pyridoxal phosphate binding.
CCGACACAGUUACUGAACCAAGUAUCUGAAGAGCGUCAGAUUGGAACUUCUUCUAAUCUUUCUUUUCAUUUGUUUGGACUGAAUGAAGUCAGAACCGGAGGGAAGUCGCUCUGAUGUCCGCAUGUGACCGCAGGUUCUGGUUCCGGACGGUAACAGGACACAAAGAGCGACUUUAACCCAGACAGUUUAUCUCUGGACUUUGGAGCCGAUAAUGACAGGAGCAGCGAGCUGAAGGGCCACGAUGGAUUUCCACGAUCUCACUUCUUUUGAGUCUUUCCAGCAAAGCUGCGGUCGGUACGGCUACGGGCGGAACUUCCGGGCCGAGGUGGAGCAGGAGUUCCGCAGGUCCAAAGGAGUCACAUAUCUGGACCAUGCUGCAGCCACUCUGUACCCGGAGUCUCUGCUCAGAGACUACUUCCGGGACAUUUCCACCAACAUGUACGGAAACCCCCACAGCCACAGUCCCAGCAGCAGCUUGACACACGACACUGUGGAGCGGGUCAGAGACAGAGUGUUGCAGCAUUUCAACACCACCUCCAAAGAAUACUCAGUGAUCUUCACUUCUGGCUGCACAGCUGCUCUCAAGUUGGUGGCUGAGAGCUUUCCCUGGAGCUGCGAUGCUAAGAGGGAAGCUGGCAGUUUCUUCUGCUUUCUCACCGACAGCCACACGUCUGUAGUUGGCAUAAGAGGACAGACUGCAGCUCUGGGGGUCGUUGCCCUUCCCGUUGCCCCGCAGGAGCUGACCGCCAGGGCAAAGGACAGAGUUCAGGGAGAAGAUGCUUCCUGCCAAACACCGCACCUUUUCUGCUACCCGGCGCAGAGCAACUUCUCAGGGAGGAAGUAUCCUCUCAGCCAUGUGAGAGGCAUCCAGGCGAGACGCCUCUACCCGGCGUGCGACCUGCCAGGCCGCUGGUUCGUGCUGCUCGAUGCAGCUUCGCAUGUCGGCUGUUCCCCUCUAAGCCUUCAGGACUGCCCCGCUGAUUUCAUUCCCAUUUCCUUCUACAAGAUAUUCGGCUUCCCAACAGGUUUGGGGGCUCUUCUUGUCCGUAACGACGCAGCAGGCAUACUAAAAAAGUCUUAUUUUGGAGGAGGCACAGCAGCAGCUUACCUUUCUGGAGAGGAUUAUUAUGUGCAGGUGGAAAACAUUUCUGACAGAUUUGAAGAUGGCACCGUCUCCUUCCUGGACAUCAUCGCUUUAAACCAUGCGUUUGAGUCUCUUUACAGGAUAACAGGGAGCAUGCACAGCAUCCAGCAGCACACGUUUGGCUUGGCACGCUACACUUACAUGCUGCUCUCAAGUCUUUGCCAUGGCAACGGUAGGCCGGUGGCGCAGAUCUACGCCGAGAGUCAGUUUGAGAGUCCAAUCACUCAGGGAGCAAUCCUGAACUUUAACCUCCUGGAUUCAAGUGGACAGAUAAUUGGGUACUCACAGGUGGACAGAAUGGCCAGUCUGUACAAUAUUCACCUGCGAACUGGCUGCUUCUGCAACACCGGGGCCUGCCAGGCUUUCCUCGGCAUCUCCAACCAGCAGAUGAAGAGAAACCUGCAGGCCGGUCAUGUCUGCGGGGACAACAUGGACUUGGUGGACGGCCAGCCGACCGGAUCCGUCCGCGUGUCCUUUGGCUACAUGUCCACCUUCGAAGACUGUCAAAAGUUCCUGAAGUUUGUUGCCGAGUGCUUUGUGGAGAAACCCGUCAUGGUAGACCAAGUCAGGCUGCAGAAGCUGAAAACAGCUGGGCCGCCAUCAGAGGAAUCCAAUCAACACCCUUCAGAUGAAAUCUCUAAUGGACAAGUCCACAAAGGAGCUGAGAAGAAAUCCACAGAAGUGUCUUGUAAAGGAUUUGGACAUGGAGACUCAAAACGCUCUGGGGAGGCUUACACUCUGACCAACGUCUAUAUAUACCCCGUCAAAUCCUGCGGCGCAUACGAGGUGCAGGACUGGCCGCUGGGGCCGCUGGGUUUGCUGUACGACAGAGGCUGGAUGGUGGUAAACCACAACGGCGUGUGUCUGAGUCAGAAGAGAGAGACGCGUUUAUGCCUCAUUCGCCCACAAGUCAACCUCGCUGCAAAUAAAUUGUUCCUGCAGGCUUCGGGGAUGGAGACUGUGUCAGUCCCCCUGGAAGACGACGCUCAGCGGCACGCAGACUCUCGUGUGUGUCGCAGUAAAGUUUGUGGUGACAGGGUGGAGACGAUGGACUGCGGAGACGAAGCUGCGUCAUGGCUUUCAGACUUCCUGGGACAGCCGUGCCGCCUGAUAAGGCAACGUCCUGAUUACACGCGAGAAAUGAAGAAGAAGAAGCCGGCCGACGCUGCCGACUCCCCGCUUCUCUCCCUGGUGAACGAAGCUCAGUAUCUCAUGAUCAACCGUGCCAGCGUGGCUCUCAUUCAGGAUCUAAUGAGCAGCAGGCAGGACGGCUGCGAGGCCCAUCAGCUCCUCGACACGCAGAGCGUCAUCAGCCGCUUCCGCGCCAAUUUAGUCAUCGCUGGAGCAGAACCCUUUGAGGAGGAUAAUUGGUCACACUUGAUUAUUGGCGACACACGGUUCAUGGUCGCAGGCCGCUGUGGGAGGUGCCAGAUGAUUGGAGUAGACCAGGACACAGGGACCAAAAGCAAAGAGCCGCUCAUCAGCCUGUCUGCCUACCGGGCUGGGAAGGUGACCUUUGGUGUGUAUCUGAGUCACCAGGAUCCUGAAGGCUCUGCCGGCGCUCACGUCCUCUCUGUUGGGUCUCUCAUCCGGGUCGAGCCGCACAAUUAUUGAACUGAUCGUCUGUUUAUUCCACACUGCAAAAACACAAAAUCCUACAAAGAAUUUUUUUAUUGACUUUCUAGUUCAACUAUCUCAGCACACAUGAAAGAAGUCAAAACUCACUGGUAACGUUUUUUAUUGGAGCUUGUUUUAUGUAUAAUUUCUGAAUAUUGAUGAAAAUGUGCAUCUACUAAAACAGACAAAAUGUAUUUUUAGUGAAAUAAUCUACCAGUGAAACUAACACCCUAUUUUAUGUUUAUUCAAGAAUUAUUGAUUUAAAUCAAGCUCCUGUGUCUUACUGUAAAGUUCCUCCAAGGUAUUUUUGUUUCAUUUCAAGUGUACUAAAAUAUUUGUGAGAAACUAGACCAAAAAUACUUGGAUAGAUUCAUUUUUUGCAGUGUAGGCCUCUUAUCCUGCAGAUUUUCUGCUGUGAUUUUCUUACUGGUUCUUGUCCAGUCAGCUCUGUCAGGUAUCAUGAUGAAGCUCUGGUGGAUUUUCUAUUAAAUAAAUCAGUUUAGUGUCAUUGAUUUAGACACUGAGGCUCUCAUACAUAAAAAAACCCCAACAAAUAUAUAAACUUUAAAGGAAAUAAAAUAGGAAUAAAGGAAAAUAUGUCCAUAUAUUUGCUGAUAUUUAAGAAAUAUAUAUUAGAAGAAAAUACAUGUGAUUAGUUUUCCUCAAAGUAAUGCUUUAUUCCCUUUACCUUUUUAUAUAAUGUCAUUUGUUUAAGGUAGCCACACAAGCAUUUGUAGUGCAUUCUGCACAUUUACCAGGGAAACAGUGGCUUCCCUGAUCCCCCCUCCCUUUUCCCGGUGUUUAAUCAAAUCUGGAGUCAAAGUGCAAUGGCCAAACCAGGCUGUUGAAAACACUCAGUGGGGAAGAAUUACUGCAGUUAAACGAUGAAAAGGAGAAACGUGAAACAAGACGAUUCGUCCCCCGACAGGAAGGACAGGAGGGCGGCUGGAGCAAAGAGGAGCAGUCAGUGAGUAAUUUUUGUUUAAACUAUAUUCAUCCGUCUAUCCAUGUUGUGUAUACCCUUGUCCCUAGUGGGGUCGGGAUAAACUAUAUUAAAUUUAGCAAAAAAAAAACACAUUUUUCUAUAAAUUAAAUUAGCAAGUAGCAGCAGUAAUUUUUCUUAAUAUUCUAAGUUUCUUGUCGUUAAUCCCAUUGGACUCGUUCAAUUCUUUUAGCAAACAGGAAGUUGUGAGCUUGUGUCAGGACAAUAAAAUGUUCUUAAUGAGCAUCAGCUAAUGAAGAAACUGGAGGUUUGGCUUGUAAUAAUAAAUAUUGCUACAAAACCCA